Corticium candelabrum is the source of this 1309-nucleotide messenger RNA. RefSeq names its product adiponectin receptor protein 2-like. Gene Ontology annotation, molecular function: signaling receptor activity. Bases 60 to 1079 code for a protein of 339 amino acids. NCBI's taxonomy places the organism in Eukaryota, Metazoa, Porifera, Homoscleromorpha, Homosclerophorida, Plakinidae. Gene Ontology annotation, cellular component: plasma membrane. Gene Ontology annotation, biological process: adiponectin-activated signaling pathway. The record is from RefSeq and is a predicted model, not a curated record. The transcript is spliced from 5 exons.
CACCCUUCAUUUGUGAACUUCCUCUUUAUCUUCCUCUUUCUCCAACACAGCCUGCCUUCAUGGACUCUUGUAUUUUACGUCAACGCGAGCAGAGAGAUGGAGAUCGGACUCCAACCGAGUGUCUAGCUUCAGAUGCUGAGGAUCUGGCAUCGCAAGUGGCAGAAACGGCAAAGGAUUUAGUGAAAACAUGCCGUAGAUUACAUAAUAUCGGCUUCGAUGCGCUUCCCGACUGGGGUAAAGACAAUGAGUACGUCAAACAGGGUUAUCGCCCAAGUACUAAGUCAUUUCAAGACUGUUUCAAGAGUGUCUUUCGCUGGCACAACGAGACUGGCAACAUAUGGACUCAUCUUAUUGGUUUUGCUGUUCUCGUUGCUCUUGCAGUUUUCACGUUUUCGCAGAGCAGUUUCGGAAGUGGCUAUCUUUGGGAUUCUGACUCUAUUGUUGUUCGACAACUUUCUGCAGGAGAACAGGUUGCCUUUGCAGUGUUCUUCGGAGGAGGAUUGCUUUGUCUUCUUGGAUCAUCCGUAUUCCACACUGUGUGUAGUCACUCAGAAUUCAUUGCAAAAACCUUCAAUAAGGUGGAUUAUGUUGGUAUUGUACUACUCAUUUCGGGAUCGCACGUGGCUGCUAUAUUUUAUGCCUUCUAUUGCCAUCCGUAUACUCAUCUCUUCUACACUGGAUCAGUUGUCAUACUGGGAUCUGCUUGUGCAACUUUCAUGCUCAUCAAAAGAUUUCAGACUCGCAAGUAUCGAACACUUCGAGCUUACUUCUUUCUUGCUUUUGGUCUUUUUGGUGUUAUUCCUGUCAUUCAUAUUCUUAUAAUAGAAGGUCUUCGUUAUGCUAUUGAUCAGUGUGCAGUGAUUUGGAUGAUUCUGAUGGCAUCUUCAUACAUUUUGGGUGUUACCAUUUAUGUUGUCAAAGUACCAGAAUGUUGGUUUCCAGGAAAAUGUGACUUUUGGAUCCACAGCCACCAGAUAUUCCAUGUACUCGUGUUGUGUGGUAUCUGGUUGUUUUACAAUGGACUCCUAACAAUGGCGGAAUAUCGAAGAAUGAUGGGACCAUCAUGUGCUGUCGAAUAACAAAUAGACAACUAGAUGCUUAGACGAGCAAUUUUUAGCAGAAAUUGUAUGUAUGUGGACAGUAUCUACUGUAUUGUGGUGUUACUGUAUUAUUGUAUUCGAAUUUGUUGUUGAUAUGCAUGAACAUUAGUUGGUUAGUACCAAGAGUACGCUACUGUACUUGUAACACUGUUGUUACAAACAAACUGUGUUAACAAUAACACUAUUAUUACUAGCAUCGAUUCAACAAA